This is a messenger RNA of Leucoraja erinaceus (little skate), 5782 nucleotides long. RefSeq names its product TBC1 (tre-2/USP6, BUB2, cdc16) domain family, member 1 (gene tbc1d1). NCBI's taxonomy places the organism in Eukaryota, Metazoa, Chordata, Chondrichthyes, Rajiformes, Rajidae. The record is from RefSeq and is a predicted model, not a curated record. The transcript is spliced from 22 exons. Bases 626 to 4057 code for a protein of 1143 amino acids.
AAGACCUGAUUAUUUAUGAUGUUUUCAUUUAAUUUGGGAAAAGUGUUGUUUUAAAUUUUGUUGCCUUUCAUAAAAAUCCCUUGUGUUUCUCUCUCAAUUGAAUUGCCUUUUUAAAGAUUUUUGUGUUGCAAAUCUGAAGAUUUAAUUACCCUUUGUGGGUCUGGCGAAAUUUUGGAGAUUUGGCUAUUUGUACGACUCUCAACACAAUUUCAAAAUGCGGCAACAUUGGCCAGCAGACGUCUGUGCAUUGCAUCUGCCAUCGUAUGUUUACACAAGGCCGUCAAGCAAGAAGUUCCACAUUUCUCAGGCUUCCUGACUAAUAUGCAGAGCGCUUCCCUACACAAAGUGGGCGGUAGUAUUCUCUCACAGCCUAAAUACAGUCUCUUUACAAAGUGCAGCUUAAAAAGCUGCUGGCUGAAAGUCUGAUUAGGAAAGGCAGGGGUGUGGAAAUGGGCUGAUGACCUCAUGCUAAAGGAAAGCUGGGAUCUGUACUACUCUGUGAGUUGCAGGCACUUUGUGUUUGAGUAAAGUUUGAAAGGAAAGGCAGCUCUAACAUCUACCCCGUCCCAUGUAGCUAAAGGUGCGUGAUUCACUUUAUGAGGAAGGGUAGCUGAUAACUUGUGGAAUGUCACCAUUGUUCAGCUGGGUGGCUAAGGUCCCUGAGAUAAUCAACGCAAUCCGUCAAGCUGGGAAGACAGUCUCUCAGGAAGGGGCCCAAAUCCGCAUGCAUGAAGAUGACUCAUUUGCUCAGAAGUAUGAAGUCCUAUUUGUGGGGAAGGUGACAGUGGCACACAAGAAAGCUCCUCCAGCACUGAUCGAUGAAUGUAUCGACAAAUUCAACCUCCUCCGGGAACACGACGAGGAUGAUGCACAAGGAGCGCUUGCAGAGAAAGGGCCAGAGAGACCACCAGCAGAGAUCUCACUGUCGUUACGCUCCAAACUAUUGGUACCGUUGUCGCAGAAGAGAAACAAAUCUGCUCCUUGGCUGACGGUUCAACAUGAGCCUCUGGCUGUCCCGUCACAGGGUACUUUGGAGAAAUGUAAAUCGCUGGAUGGGAGCAACACCUUGAACUGUGAUGGAGCGGAGAGUGGUGGCUUAGUGGAUGCCAUGAAACGUGCAGCUAGUGUGCCCAAUUUUGUGCAGCCAACAAAUAUGAAGGCAAAUAGGACAAUGCUGUUCACGAUUGGCCAGUCGGAAGUUUACCUCAUAAGUCCUGACACAAAGAAAGUAACAAUUGAGAAAAGCUUCAAGGAGAUCUCUUUCUGUUCUCAGGGAAUUAAGUAUGUGGACCACUUUGGAUUCAUCUGCAGGGAGAAUCCAGACAGUGGAAGCUGCCAUUUUGUCUGUUACGUGUUCCAGUGUACUAAUGAGGCCUUGGUCGAUGAAAUAAUGUUGACGUUGAAGCAAGCAUUCACUGCGGCUGCUGUGCACCAAAACAUGAAGAUCCAAGCUCAGCUCUGCGAGGGAUGCCCUUUGAAUUCUCUCCACAAAUUAUGUGAAAAGAUAGAAGGUCUGCAUCCUUCAAAGGCAAAGGUGGAAAUUCAGAAACACUUAUCAACAUUUAACAACAAAGAUCAAGGAUCAAUUUUUGAGGGGGUUCAGAAAAUGAAACCGAAAAAUGAACUGGAGGAAAACGAACUGGUUCUUUCCAUGCUGCGACAGCUCUACGAAGAGAAACAGAAACAGCAUGUCCACAAUGGAGAUGCAAAACAGACCUUGCCAAGCUGCCCGCAGCAGUCCAGUGCCACCGAGCAACUAUCUCUCUCUGCCCGUUUCAAGCUGGAUAACCUGAAAAGCAAAGCAAAAAAGUCAUUGGCAGAAUCGCUAGAGAACAUUUUAUCGAUGGGAGGGUCUCGACUCAAAAGCCAUGCAAGUGCUGGGAAUAGAGUAACAGAUAAAACAUCUGUGAGUCUAUCAAGCCUAUCUAAGGCCAUGUCCUUGGAUGAAAGUGAUGACCAGGCAGUACCUAUUAGUCCUGUAAAGUCUCAUGGUUCCACCGGGAACUUGCUGCAAGACAUAAACGACAGCACUGAAGCAACUGAACCAGCAUUUCGAAGGCGAGCCAAUACCUUCAGUCACAUGCCCUCCAGCCGCGAGCAACCAAAGCAGAUCAUCGCCGAGACCCCAUCCUUCCCCAAACCAAAACUGAUGAGGUACCACUCAGUGAGCACAGACACGCCACACAAACAAAAUAGCCCAAACCUAUCAAACGAUAACACUAGCAGCAAAUGUGCACACCCCAAGUUGCACAGGCCUGUAGAUCACCUGAGGGCUUCAACCUCCAGCCCAAACUUCCUUAAGUAUUUGAAGACGAGUUCCGGUGGAAGGGAUGGCGGGCUGAUGGUAAAAAGCGCUUCUCAACUGAGCAGCCUACGAUCAAGGCUUCCUUCUUCAACUUCUGCACCAAACUUUCUGAAAUUUCUAGUUCCUGUAGCUCAGAACCACAGCAGCAAAAGUGACUAUGAAUCCAGGCCGAGUCCGGGCAGAGAGACCAACAACAGCGGGAAUUUUGUCCGCGUCCGCCGGCAGUCCUGGCGACAGCAGAUCUUUCUCCGAGUGGCCUCACCGCAAAAAGGAUGUGAAUCCCCCUGCAAAAUGCAAGCCUUCAAAUAUUUCCAUCAUUGCGAGGGAGGAGAUGUUACCUCGUGGACGUCUUUGGUGACCACGUGUAAUGACAGUUACCUGGGGGCAGUUGCAGAGGAAAGGAAACGCACAUCAGGGGAGCUCCGAGAUUUAUGGAGGAAGGCGAUUCUCCAGCAGAUACUGUUGCUUAGAAUGGAGAAAGAAAAUCAAAAGCUACAAGCAACAGAAAGUGACCUGCAGAAUAAAAGACUGAAGCUGGAUUAUGAGGAAAUCACAUUGUGCCUAAAAGAAGUGACUCUGGUUUGGGAGAAAAUGCUCAAUGUACCUUCAAGGUCAAUAGUUAAAUUCGAUAUGGAGAAUAUUCACAUGGCCAUGGGUCAAGGAGUGCCUCGGCACCAUCGAGGGGAAAUAUGGAAGCUUCUCGCAGAGCAGCAUCAGCUGAGGUAUCAGCUCCCUGCGAAACAACAGCCAAAGAACACUCCAUAUCAAGAGCUAUUAAAACAGCUGACGUCUCAACAGCACGCCAUACUCAUUGACCUUGGGCGCACAUUUCCAACACAUCCCUAUUUCACUACUCAGCUGGGUGCUGGACAGCUUUCGCUGUACAAUCUUCUCAAAGCCUAUUCUCUGCUGGAUCCAGAGGUGGGCUAUUGCCAAGGCCUUAGUUUUGUGGCAGGAAUCCUGCUGCUGCAUAUGAGUGAAGAAGAUGCAUUUCAGAUGCUGAAGUUUCUCAUGUAUGACAUGGGCUUGAGAAGGCAAUAUCGUCCCGACAUGAUUAUUUUACAGAUACAGAUGUACCAGCUUUCACGACUCCUCCAUGACUAUCACCGAGAUCUCUACUGCCAUUUUGAGGAGAAUGAAAUUAGCCCCAGCCUAUAUGCUGCGCCAUGGUUUCUCACUGUAUUUGCCUCUCAGUUUCCUUUGGGUUUUGUGGCCAGAGUGUUUGAUAUGAUCUUCCUUCAAGGCUCAGAGGUCAUCUUUAAGGUAGCUCUUAGUCUGCUACGAAGCCACAAGCCACUAAUUCUGCAGCAUGAGAGUCUGGAAUCAAUAAUUGACUUUAUUAAGUCCACGCUCCCUAAUCUUGGACUAGUGCAGAUGGAAAAAACAAUAAAUCAGGUUUUCGGGAUGGACCUAUCCAAGCAACUCCAGGCCUAUGAAGUCGAGUAUCACGUUCUUCAGGAUGAGCUGAUAGAUUCUUCUCCGACAAUGACGGAAAAUGAGCGUUUGGAAAAAUUGGAAAAGAACAACAAUAGUUUACGAAAGCAAAACAGUGACCUGCUGGAGGAGCUUGAGGUUGCUCACACUAAGAUCGAAAGCCUGGAAGCUACAGUCAACACCUUGCUCUCUAAUGAAGGGAAGUUAAAGCAAGCCAUUCAUACACUUGAGUUGGAGAGAGCUGCACUCCUGGCCACGGUUGAAGAAUUUCAUCAGCAGGUGCCCAGCUCCGAGCACGUCAGUGACAACACUUUCUGAAGCACAAAAGGAUUAUAAAAUGUGACGCACUUUACAUGAUGGUUCUAAAGGAGAAGUGAUAUUGGGAUUAGUCAGAUUCUCUGGUCCCAUCACAACACCAAGCAAAAUAUCUAUAUGUGGAUCUAUUCGAAGGCACAAUAAUACCACCUUGUUCAACAAUGUUGGUGGCGUAUCGCUGAUAACUGUAUUGUCAGUCACCUGCUGUCAAAAUCAGAUCAAUGGCAAACUUAUUGAAAAUUGUGUGGAUUUAUUUAUAUCUAAUGGUUAAACCCUGCUUUUUUUUUAAAAUAUGGGACUGUUCUUAACCAGGAUACUGUGCUUGAAGAUUCCUUCAUAAUAUCUUGUAUGUAUUCAUAAUCUCAAACAAACUUUGUGCUUGCAGUUUCAACCUGCCAUUUAAAUGUGGAUAGCCUGAGGGUUACACCUGAGGUGGUCGCUCCAUUUCAAAAUUUCAGGGAGUACUUUGUAACGAAAUUACACUAAUGUUCCUUUUGCUAUUAAUUAGAAACUUUUAGUUCUUUUAAAUUCACCUCCUGCGAGUUAGUGGUUCAUUUCAUUUUUGCUAUCAGUGGCCAAAGUUUGUGUAAAUUUUGGCUUUAUAAAUUCCAAAGCCUUUCCAAAGGGAAUUAUCAAUGUCAAGAAAUAAGAAAACGGAGAAGUGAAAUCAAGCAGUUUCUUUUGCAUAACUUUCCACCACCCAUAGUGUGGUAUUAUGUAACAUGGCUUGUUACCUGUGUUUUACCAGUGUUAACAUAUCAGCUUGAUGGGAAUAGAAAAUGGUUGAUAAAUAGGAAGAAAUGUUUAUCGUACUUUUAUGCAAAAUAGAGUUCCAAGAUCAAACUAUUCAUGACUGACUCCUCAUCAGUCAUUUCAGUGAGCAGCCGUUGGCAUAAAAAUGCUGACAGUUCUUGAUGUUUAAUUACAAAACAUGGGCAUCAUAUCGUCAAAUGAAACAAAUUUCAUCAGCGCUAAGAAUAUUCAGUGAAUUAACAUGAUAUCCACCAGCCGAUAUAUUUUAAGAAUUGGAAGCCAUCACUUUGCUACUUCAGAUCCUUGUUCUUAUUCACUAUUUAAGCAAAAUUGCCUGCACCUUUACAAAUGUGACAAAAUAUUUGGGUGAGUCUGCUUCAUGGGUCAAUCCCUUUAAAGGAAACUGCACUGUACCAAAUUAAAUAGAUCGAAAGGGAUCAGAUCCUACUUGCAUGAACUUCUUCACUCUUGCUAGAGUUUUGAAAGAUAAAAAGGAUGUUAUUUUUCUUUAUUGACCAUUUAAAGAAAUCUUUUAUGAACUGAAAGCAAGCUAAAUAAUGGGUUAAUAUCAUUGCAGUCAUGCAAUUCAGAGAGAAUAACUUUUUUUAAAUAUAUAAAUUAAAUUGAUUAUGACCUUGUAUGUAGUCUAUUUUUCAACUGAGAAUUUAUCUGAGGUGGGCUUUGUAACAAGAGGGUAGGAGAGAUAUCCAGAGUUAUAAAAAUGAUGCACUAUUACUAUCACCAUCUCACUUCACUCCCUGAAAGGAAGGGUGUAUGUAGAUGUUGGACAGUAUUCCAAUGUUGUGAUUGUGAUAUAUUCAGACACCAGUAUAAUUAACUGUGCUUUACUUGUUCAUGUGCCUUUUCAUAUAAUUUGAAUACCUCGGUUAGUUGUAUUACAUAAUGAGUGAGCUAAGCUUUGUGUUUCCAGGAUAUGGUCACAUUAAACGGGUUGCCAUGAUGUUUUGAAUUUCA